AAAGUUUAUUUAUUGAAUUCUAAAAAAAUAACAAAACGACAGAGCAACAUCUGUUUCACAUUGACUGGAUUAGUAGUUUCUGGAGAAUUAUUAUGAAGGAAAUUGUAUUAUAUUCCAUCAUCACUAGCGUAAAUCAUCGCUAGAUGGCGAUGAACUAAGUGCCUCUAAAAAUUUGAAUUUUCCUGCGCAAUGAAUUUCCUGAAAGGGUGAAAAAGCUAAGGGUUCGUUCAGUUCGGUUUGAAUUUAUAAACUAUAGCAUGGCUAAAUUUUUGGCCACAGUCAAGGCUAUCAUAACACGAUUGGUGUUCUCAAUCCAUAGUUUGAUAGGGAUAUGGCAAGUUACAAUUUUCAAAAAGAACUCUUUUUAUUGGUAUUUGAGCUCACCGAUUCUUUUGUUAUUUUUCGAAGGGGUAUUCACUUUGACGAUCAAAGAGAAUCAGGAAUGGAAAUGGUUCUGUCCAUCUGUUUUUUUAUACCUUGCCAGUAUAGUUCCUGCAAUAUGGCUUCUAGAAUUGGACAAGGUAGAUCGUCGUUUGAGAAUCAGAGAAGAAACAUUCAACAUAACAGCUUCUGCUGGAGACAAUUUCAAGGAAUUGAAUAAUCUCAUAGGGGUUCAGAUAAAACUUCCUGACCUCUCCCUGAGUACUGAAACCUGGAUAACUCUGAUUGAACAGUUUCUGAUGCUUAUUUUGAUUAUUGGAAGGUGGAUGCUACCCAAAGGAGAUCUUACAAGAGAUCAACUAAGCCAGUUGUUGCUGGUCUACAUUGGUACUGCUGCUGACAUAAUAGAAUUUUUCGAUUCGUUCAAAGAUGAUAAGAUAGCUUCUGAACCAAUAUUGGUUUUGCUUACGUUAGGAAUUUGGUCCUGGAGUUUGAUGCAAUUCACUGUAGUCUUGACAGCAACAAAAUCCAGAAAAUCUAGACUUACCACUUCAGGAAAUUCUUAUAAGGAAUCCGAUGGCUGCUGCACCAUAGACGUUUGGGGUAUAGCAAUCAACAUAACCCUACAAGACGCACCUUUUCUGGUCUUCAGACUGCUUCUCAUCACCCACUUCAAGAUUAUCUCUUACAUGAACGUAUUUUUCACGUGUAAGAACACCUUGGUCAUCUUGCUCCAAUUGUACAGGCUUUACGUCGUUCACAGUGAACACAGGAAGAAGAUGGUGAAGAGAAAUCGAAUGGAAUUGUCUAAUAUUUCCAUAAUUUCCAGAGAAGACAUGGGUGGCUCGAAAAAGCCUAAAUACAGUUCCAGACAGAAGAAGAUAGUUGAGGAAUCUGCGGAGAGCAAUUGUUUUGAGAGUAGAGAUGUAGUAAAAAAAGGGAAGACUAAAAACAGUAGAAAGGACACCGGUUACUCUACAGGAAGUUCACAUAGUUCCAACCACUAUCGGCAGAAACUUUCUGUGAAGCAACCUUACCAUUCGAAAAAUCUAACAGAAAAGCAGACAAAGAUGAAAGUUUCCGAUUCGAAAGAAAGGAAGAAGCUACGUAGUCAAAAAACUCUAUCAGAGGAAAGCGAAACUGAAAUGUCCCUGCCCAAUACACCGGUCAAAAAAAAUAAGUCGAGUCAAGCUGCUGAGAAGAAAUAUUCGAGGAAACCAACUAAAUCUUUCUCUUCGAGUCAUUCUUCCUCCGAAUGACGCCAUGAGUUAGCCAUAAUGGCCCUAUUUUGUUUGUAUUUUUUCAUUUUUAUCUGUUGUUUGUUGUUUAUUUAUUGUGGGAUUACCACUGAGGGUUUGAUCAUUGCUAGGGUACAUAAAACUAAUACGACUGUAACAUAGUUUGGAUAAAAGAGAAUUUUUUUUAACGAUGUUGUUGGUUCUUUAUCAGUUCUUCUUUCGUAACUAUUUAUAAAACUUGUUAGCAAUGUAGUAAAGAUUUAUAUGGAAGUCAUUGUCGAUGUAGAUAUAUGUUAGAUUAUGUACACCUUUUUCUAUUUUUGGUAAAAUGUAACGAAUAGACAUCCAAUCUUGAAU
This is a messenger RNA of Harmonia axyridis, 1976 nucleotides long. Its product is annotated as transmembrane protein 26. Bases 258 to 1640 code for a protein of 460 amino acids. NCBI's taxonomy places the organism in Eukaryota, Metazoa, Arthropoda, Insecta, Coleoptera, Coccinellidae. The transcript is spliced from 7 exons. The record is from RefSeq and is a predicted model, not a curated record.